AUGAAGCUGCUGCGGCGCGCGUGGCGGCACCGGACAGCGCUGGGCCUGGGUGGCCUGGCGCUCUGCGGCGCCGGGCUGCUCUACUUGGCCCGCUGCGCCGCCGACGGCCCCCGCCCGCCGCCCGGCCGCAGCCUCCCGUCCGCCGGGCCCGCGCGCGCCACCGCCUUCCUGGCGGUGCUGGUGGCCAGCGCGCCCCGGGCGGCGGAGCGGCGCAGCGUGGUCCGCGGCACGUGGCUGGCGGCGGGGCGGCGCGGCGGCCCGGGCGACGUGUGGGCGCGCUUCGCGGUGGGCACGGGCGGCCUGGGCGCCGAGGAGCGCCGGGCCCUGGAGCGCGAGCAGGCACGGCACGGGGACCUGCUGCUGCUGCCGGCGCUGCGCGACGCCUACGAGAACCUCACGGCCAAGGUGCUGGCCAUGCUGGCCUGGCUGGACGAGCACGUGGCCUUCGAGUUCGUUCUCAAGGCCGACGACGAUUCGUUCGCGCGGCUGGACGCGCUGCUGGCCGAGCUGCGAGCCCGCGAGCCCGCGCGUCGCCGCCGCCUCUACUGGGGCUUCUUCUCGGGCCGCGGCCGCGUGAAGCCCGGAGGCCGCUGGCGUGAAGCCGCCUGGCAGCUCUGUGACUACUACCUGCCCUACGCGCUGGGCGGCGGCUACGUGCUCUCGGCCGACCUGGUGCACUACCUGCGCCUCAGCCGGGAGUACCUGCGCGCCUGGCACAGCGAGGACGUGUCCCUGGGCGCCUGGCUGGCGCCUGUGGACGUCCAGCGCGAGCACGACCCGCGCUUCGACACUGAGUACAAGUCCCGCGGCUGCAGCAACCAGUACCUGGUGACGCACAAGCAGAGCCUGGAGGACAUGCUGGAGAAGCACCAGAUGCUGACACGCGAGGGCCGCCUGUGCAAGCAGGAGGUGCAGCUGCGCCUCUCAUAUGUGUACGACUGGUCCGCGCCUCCGUCGCAGUGCUGCCAGAGGAAGGAGGGCAUCCCCUGAGCCGCCCAGCACCCGGCGCUGGAGGGAGGCCAGGACAGAUGCCUCAGGCGGGGUUCUGGGCGGCAGCUGCCGAGGGGGCCUCCCACCGGCCCUACAGGUUCCCGAUGGUCACCCAGGAUGAGUCCAGCCCUUCGGGGGACGGGGUGUAUUUGGCGACCGGUGGGGUUUUCAGGCAGAUGCUGAGUGGCAGUGGACAGCGUGUAGGGCCCAGCUCCAGUGGGUGCCUGGGGCUGUGCAUCCCAGUGGUCACUAUAGGGCUUGCCAGGGCAGCACAUAAUAUCUAGGGAGAGAUGUCUUGUUCCUGGAGUUCAGCCAGCAUGGGCCUACACUGGGAAGAUGCCCACCUCUGAGUGUGAGGGCAGGCAGAGGUGGCUGCAGCCCCUCCCGGGUCUGGGCGUGUGCUGCCUUCUCCCAGGGUAGAGGAAGGCAGCCAGAGGCUGGAGCCUCCAGGCACUUGCAGAGGCUGACCCCAAAGAAAGAAUCCAGACUUGUUUGGGGGUGGGCACUAGGUCACAGCCUGCAUCCUGCAUUGACCGUCCAUCUAGGAGGUCGCCACAUUGGAGCUGUGGCUGCAGGGAACUGAUCUUCCGGCCCUUGCAUGCUGCGACUUGACUGUGUUGUGUUCCAGUGGCUUUUAUCAAAAUCACCGUAGAUUUAUUGGGUUAGGUUACCUUCUUUUAUGUUCCACGUUGGUGUCAUUUGUCGCGUGGUAAUCCAAGAGUUAACCGUGUGUGAUGUUAAUUAGCUUCAAUGGUAUUUUGGUCUGUGUUGCUUUAGGGUGAAUUCGUGAUAAAUGUAAUUCAGUGCUAGCCUGUGAUUUAUAAAUACUGUAAAUUUGUGUAGAUAAGAGAUUAAGUUAGGAAUGUGGACCUCAGUAUUUUUUAAAUUAUUUAAGGGAAGACUUUUCUAUCAGAACUUGGACUUUGUGGAUUAAUCUGUUUUUACAGCUUGAGUCGUAGACCUGUUGCUGCCUGUGUGUUUAAAUGUGGAAGAAUUCUAAAACUGUCCAUUUCUCUUCCCAGUUUACACAAAAGUCAGUCCUAUUGUCUCUUUCUGAAAAGACUUUCCUUUUAAGGCUUCCUCACGGCCAUGCAGGGGCAAGUAUUUCUCACACACGCAUCUGUUAUUGUAGACUCUGGGCUCAAGUUCCAGGAAUCUGAACCCUUGGAAGCAUCGGUGAGGUUUCCCACGUUCUGUCUUAAGAAAACAGGCUCUGCCAACUGGCGCAUCCCUUUGGAGACAGCACUCUCCCUGCCGAUCUUCUCUCAUACCCUAACAGAUCCCAGAAGAUCAGUUUCUUUUUUCCCCAUUAAAUGUGAAAAGUGAGUGUUGUGGUCAUCACAAAAGUAAAAUAAACAGACUCCAGCACAGCCGUGAGCCCUUUUCUCAGUCCUGCAGUGUUCGAUGCUAACGCACGUUCUUAUUCUGGAACCUGGCUUGGGUUUGCUGUCCAGGUCACCCGGCCAUGCCACCAGCAUCUGCAGUCCUUCGGGGCAGUGCAGUCUGGGGGUGCAAAUCUCUGACUUGCCUUUUUUCACUGCCAUUCUUUUGUGUUCUUAGGCCAUGGAUUUUUUUAUUUUUAUUUUUUAAAAGAUUUACUUAUUUAUUUAUGACAGACAUAGAGAAAGAGACAGAGACACAGGCAGAGGGAGAAGCAGGCUCCAUGCCGGGAUCCCGACUCAGGACUCGAUCCCAGGACUCCAGGACCAUGCCCUGGGCGAAAGGCAGGCGCUAAACCGCCGAGCCGCCCAGGGAUCCCCUAGGCCAUGGAUUUUAAAAGCAGAUGUCUUGUUCUGCUUGCACCACCAUGACAAAACCCCACAGACAAGGCUCACAGUUCCUCACAGUUCUGGAGACUAGCAGUCAGAUCAGAGUGCUAGCUAGCAAGGUGCAGUUCUGGGGAGGGUCCUCUUCCUGCUGUGCAGGUAGCCACUUUCUCGCCAUGUCCUUAGGAUGAGAGAGAGCCAGAGCAAGCUUUCUGGUGUCUUAACAAGGACACUAAUACCAGCAGAGGGCCCACCAUCAUGACCUCAGCCAACACCAGCUCCAGUCACUAUUACAUUGGGGGUUAAAGCUUUAGUCUAAAUUUUGGGGGACACAGUCCAAGCAGAAGGUUUGGGUUAUUUUUGUUUAAAGGUAGAAGAAUAUCCAGAAUUUGAAGUCUUGAGCUAGAAGGAAGGGGGGAUGGUCUUGUGGUCGCAAUUCUCCUGCUAUUAGAAGGUAGAGCUGGGCCAGAGAGGUCCCAUGACCCAUGGGACCCCAUCAUGUCCUGUGAUGGGACAAAAUUCUAAUUAUAAGGUGACUGUGAGCCUUCUGAUUGGCUGCCUCGAGGCAGGUCUGACUGCCCCAUAAACACAUUGUUUACAAGGCAAGGAUUCAUGAGAGGGUCCAGGUUUGGAGACACUGGUGAGCAGAAGGGGACCCUGCCAACUGAACAACAGGUUCUCAAGGAAUGCUGAGAACAGUGGGACACCUGGACGUCUGUCUGAACCUUUGGAUGGUUGAAGGGGAUGGCAUGUGUACAUCUCCAUCUUUCAAACAAGGAGACUGCUGGCAUAGACCAGACAGCUUCUGGAGCCUGGGUUCCAAUGACAGAGCCAGUUCUGAGCCGAAGACUGGACCUCGAGACCCCUGCCCAGCAUCUGCGGUCCUGCUGUAGCUUCUGGGUUUCUCCAGAGUGGACCCCAUAGAAAGUAUGGCACCAAUGUCCAAGACCUCCUCAUAAAAAAUCUAGGCAUGUCUCUUUGGAGGAGGGGGUCCUGGAGCUUUAGCACUCAGUUGAAUCACAUGGAAAUGCUAAUGUGCAUUCCCAUUCACAAAAAUGGGAACUUUGUAUUGUUCAACCUAAGUCAUUAAAUUUCCAAACAGAACAGACCAGGCA
Messenger RNA from Canis lupus familiaris (dog), 3871 nucleotides. It is a transcript of the gene B3GALT6, whose product is annotated as beta-1,3-galactosyltransferase 6. Gene Ontology annotation, cellular component: membrane. Gene Ontology annotation, molecular function: UDP-galactosyltransferase activity. The transcript has a single exon. Gene Ontology annotation, biological process: glycosaminoglycan biosynthetic process. The record is from RefSeq and is a predicted model, not a curated record. Bases 1 to 990 code for a protein of 329 amino acids. Lineage: Eukaryota; Metazoa; Chordata; Mammalia; Carnivora; Canidae.